Molecule: messenger RNA, 14127 nt
Organism: Rhopilema esculentum
Lineage: Eukaryota; Metazoa; Cnidaria; Scyphozoa; Rhizostomeae; Rhizostomatidae
Product: cGMP-inhibited 3',5'-cyclic phosphodiesterase 3A
Biological process (GO): signal transduction
Molecular function (GO): 3',5'-cyclic-nucleotide phosphodiesterase activity
Source: RefSeq, a predicted model, not a curated record
UCCUCUUUGCUAACAAGAUUCCUGUCAUCAGAAAAAGAAGAGGUUCUAGUGUUGAUUCGUCCGUUUCUGGUGUGAGCUCGUUCAGUGCCGCAGCUGCAAGCAGGAGACGAACCUCAAUGCCCCUUCUUGGCCUGCCAAACAGAGUAAGUGCUGUUUUGUGCUGCCUUAUUUUGUUUUACAGUUUGUUUUACUGAUUGUUUGUUUUAUUUCCAGAGAAAGUUUCUUUGUAAUUAGUAGACAAAUCAUAUCUUAGUUGCUUCAAUUAUCUGCAUAUGCCCAAGACUAUGGUUUAUUCAUCGGCAACAAGGUUGAAAAUCACACCAAGUAAAAUUAUUAUCAAGAUAUCUUAAAGUCAGUUAACAUUAAUGGUUCUAAAUUAGCAAUUUGUCACUCAACAAAAGUUCUAGAAGGUUUUUCUACAGUUAAUCCUGUCUACUAGCUUAUGUGCUAGGUAAAAUGACAUUUUAUCAACCGACAUACCAGUCUUCAUAAAUUCUUUAAAUUUGAACAUCUGCUUUGGUAUGUAAAAGCAGUUUUGUUUUGUCUGGCUUUUAUAUUCAACCACUCAAACAACAAAGAACUUCUAUCCUGGUCUGAAUUUCUUCCUUUUCAAGAUGUUUCUUCAUUUGAUAUCAUUUGUUUGAUAUAAUUCUUCAAAAAAGCAAUGCAUGUGUGUAGGUAUGUUUUCUAGCCAGCUAUAACUUAAUCUGUUGGAAAUGUCUUCUAGAUCAGAAUUUGUAGUUAAUGUUUAUAAAGCCAUGGAAAAUUUCUUAACAUUAUUUGAAAAAUUUGGAAUUUGAAUCAUGCAAGUUGCAAAUUAGAGGAGAUCUUUAUAUUGCUAUCAACAAUGUUUUUGCAUCAGCAGAAUACUAAAACCAGAUCCUCUUUGUGUUGGUCUUGUGUGUGAUGAAUAAGCAAUUUUUUAAAGCUUCAAGCAAUUUGUAAGCCUCACAAUACAUGUACACAGCAGCAUUGCACCUUGCAGAGUGCAAAAUCCAGUCUUGCCACGUUUUUCAUAAUACUCAAACAAUUCAAUUUGCCUUAAGUCAUUCUUUGGUUUAUGGUACCUGUUAUUCCAAAGUAUUGUACAAUAUCUGAAACAAGUUAAAUUAAAUCUUGUUUUAUAGUUUAUGAAUAAGCAAGGUAGUCUAUUGUUAAACUUCUCCAGAUUUCAAUAAAAAGAUAAUACCAAUUUCAAUGUUUGUGAAGAAGAUUUUCUUUUUCUGUUAUUCAUGAUAAUUUUUCAUUGAAAAGAUACGAUGCAAUAGAAAUGCAUGUGAAAAAGUGGUUUCUAGUGAGACUAUCUUUAUAAUGUUUUCAAAUUGUUUAUAUGAACAGGUUAUUGGGGAAUCUGGACAACAGUUGAAUAUUUUAAAAUUGAAAAUUGAUAUUUUAAAAUUAGUUAAACAAGUAAUGUUGGGUUGGUUUCUCUUAUCAAGGAGACAGGUUGAAAGUUAUAUAACCUAAUGAAUGACCUUGUUAUAGAAAGUUAUUCAGGAUAAAUAUACAUCUAUUAAUCAUUAGUUGUCUGUUUAAGCUCUUAAAAUAGUUUAGCAAAAAAUUUUUCAUUUUUAUAUAUCAUAUAUAUUUUUUUUAUUAUUUAUUUUUCUUUCAUUUUUUCACUACAAGAAUACCUAUAAAUGAAAUUUUUUGGUUUGAGCCAAUAUCAUCAGCACUGGCAAUGAAGCAAUGGUCUGCCUAUACUUGAAAUAGGUUUAAUGUCUUGACCUUUUUUAAGCCCUUCUAGGUCUCAUUGAGCACUCAGUAAAAGAGUUAAGAAAGAAAAUCAAAGUUUUAAAAGGACAAUUUACUAUAUACAAUUUUAAAAAUAAAUUUUAUAACUUUAUAGGCAUUUUUAGAAAUUUAAAUGCUGUACUAGGAAUUAGCUUCAAUUAUGUAAAUGCAUUAUUUAUUUUUGUUGCUAAAAAUAUUAAGUUACAUAAAAAAUUAGGUUAAUAAUGAAAACAAACUCAGGUGUAGAACCAUUUACAUGAUUUGGAUGAGGGGCAUUUACAGAGAAAUAUAAAUGACACAAGCCUUGAUGUAACUCCUGCCCAGGAUCUCCUAAGAUGCUCUUAUAAGUUAAGAUUCCAUACUUGCUGCCCACAUAGAGUGAUAUAAUGGUGAUUUGUUAAGCUUUUUCACUGGGGUCCCACUAUGAUAUUUCUUUUUGUGGUUACAGGUACCAAAAUAUCUAUUUUAGCAAGUUACAACAAAUAUUCAUAAACAUCAAUUUGACUAAGUCAAGUCUUUAUCUUAGAUUGUGACCAUAAUUUUAAAAAACAAUCAAUACCUGAAUGCUUUUUAUUGAUUCAAGUUAUGCUCAAUCAAAGUUGUAUGAGAACAGUCAGUUUGAAGCUGGUGGCUUUUAUGCUGUUGUUGUUAUUUAUGUUCAAGUUAAUUUUCCUUCUAUUGCAUGAAUAGUUUAAACCCCGGGGAUUCUGUUGCCAUGGUGUUAUGAUUUUUGAAUAUGCAAUGCAUGAAUUUCCAUUUCAAGAAAAUUAGGGGAGCAAGACAAUCAAGAUUCAUACAUAUAUGAAUCUGUUGUCCUUAUCUUUAUUAUCCAGAGAAUCCUCAUUUCAUUAAAGCAAGGCUGUCUACUCUUUUAGGAUAUUUAGUUAGAAUACAUCCCCAUAGUCACCUGUAUUUGUGUGCUAGUCAGCCAUGUUCUUGCAGCUUUUGCCAGUUGUGGCCCUUUUCUUUGGCAUUUUUAAAUUAACUUCUUACAUGAGUUUUUUCUUUGAAAUUUGUCUUUGUAAUAAUCUUUAAAUUAACCAUAUGAAGACACUAUGGAAAUCAAUAAAGCAAUGAUUCUUCAAGUUAAAUUUCAUCAUUUUGUUUUAGUUGCGAAAGACUUUCCGUCAACAUACAUUCACAUGCAACAUACAUUUAUAUAUUUUAUGCUUCUAAGACUUCUAAGAUAGCAAAAAAUUUGUUGAUGUUCUUGACUUUCUGGUAAUUGCAAGGUACUUGUGAAUGUUUUGAAUUUAGGUACUAGAUAUCAAUCAAUAGAUUUAGUUUUAGGUUUAGACCUAGAAGAUAUCCUAGGGUGCCAUGCUUGAAUCUGUUUAAUAUAUUCUGCAUUUUCCUCUGUUCAUAGAAACAUUGUUUACUACCAAACACUUUGCAUUGUUAUUCGCUACCAGUGCUCAUUGUCAUACAAAAUGGGAAUUUGAACUAUCAAGAUGGACUCAAGAAAAAUAGGGACAAGCUUUUCUUCAGUCAUUUUUGCCAAUAAAAUGUGCUUGUCGACUUUAAGUUCAUGUCAUACCUUACAUAGACUUAUGAAUAGAUUUUGUUCAUACCAGACCUUUCAGUGAAGUGACCAAUAGACCUGUCAAGGGGUGCUGGAGCAUUUCUCUUUUCUCAUUUCUCUAAGGUCAAAAAAUUUAGCAAUUCUCUUUUUUCCCUUUUUCUCAACACUUUGCUGCUCUUUCCUACAGCUCUUCUAUCAUUCCUGCUUCCUAAAGCCUAGUUGCGUUCGGAAUCUCAGUGUAAUAUUUGCAUCCAUGUUCCCACAAUGGGCACCAGUGUCUCUAUCAUUUAAUAUCAGUGUAGACAUGAGAGUUUUUUGCUUAGUCAAAACUAAAAUUUCAACUAGAAACACAUCAUUAGUUAUCCAUUAAGAGCAAUUUCCCACCACUGAAAUCUAAUUUAGCAAAGCUAGACAAAAAAAACACAAAUCUUGUAUUGCUUUCAUAGACUCAAAACAUCAUUUACAUGCUUCCUAUCCCCCCCUUUUGAAAAAUGCUGUUUUAUGCGAAGAGGUUUGACGUGGUCCAUGGAUUCACUUCAGAUAGCUAUGAUAUUUAACUUUCAAAAAUGAGGGGUAUGGUGUUGAUCUUUCUUUACCGGAAACCGUUUUUUUUUCAAAACAGCACUUAAGCGACUGGGUGUUCUAAGAAGGUUUAACACGGAUUGUAGCCAUUAUGUGCAUCUAUUUUCUCCAUUCUCUAUAAUUCCGUUCUUAUUUAUUUUAUUACUUCCGUUCUAAUGUAAUGGUUUCGAAUUCGUUAGAAAAAUUUUCUGAAGCUAAAUAUAUGUUCCCAUUAACAUUUGCUCAUUGUCUCAUUCUUUCAAGACGGGCCGGGGAUGGCAUCAUCGUAUUAUUUAUCUCCCAUCGUGUUUCUUGCGUUACUGUCAUUCUCCCGCGCAGCUACUGUCCAGUGCCUUCGCAGCUUCGUAGUUAGUGUCAGCAGGUUCAGAAUCAGACGUUUACAAAACGGAGCAAUCAGAUAAUUUAAACUCUCUGUUGGUAAUGUGGCUAGUCUCAUUUCUCGUAAAACAUUCUAGAUUUUCAAUUUAGAAAUUUGCCCAUGAAGUAUUAAUCAAAGAGGCAAUUCGUCUUGUGUAUUGUAAUUUUGUUGUUAGUUGGAAGAGUACAUCAAUAUUUGAAGAGAGAAAUUUGACAGUAUGUAAACUAAGGAAGAAUACAUACCUGUUGCUAUGUUUAUUUAGGUUGUGAUGUUUGGAUUGUAGAACCAAGAACACAUGUGCGUGCUCUCACGCAAGGACAUUCGCGCAUCAAGUAUACAUACAGCUUCUUUAUACACGUAUAAAUAUCGUCAUUUGUUCUUGUGCUUUAUUUUGCAGUUCUGUGGAAAGCCGAGAGCUCGGAUUGUAGCCUCAGAAAGGAGGGACUGUAUCAGAAACCGUAUAUGUUUCUAUAACUACCGAAAAUAGUUUUAAAGGCACUGAGAAGCUAUGCUUAUCGAGCAGUGUUCUGGUUCUUCCUCUCAAUAUGUACUUCACCUUGAUUAGCACAAAGCUUGCGUCUCUCAGCACUGAGACGGUAUUAGCCCCCUCCCCCAAUUAAUUUCCAGCAGCACUUUAGAAAAUCUUGGAGAGUAUGUCAAUCUCAAGGUCUUUGCACAUUGAAUAUGAUUCAGCCCCUUGAAGGCUUAGAGAAAGCUCAUUUUAGAUAUCCGCGUCCUUUUACUCUUUAACAUUGGUUGCAGUCUAGUACAUACUGCACAAUUCAUCAAGUAGUAAGAUAACCAUUUCUACUGAAAAUUCGUCUUGCUAAAACGUGGGUAUAUUGUCAGGAAAUGUGUUCACGAGAUGCACUGACAUUUUAUUUGCGAAUUUCAAUCCCCAACCUCUUUAUGGCUGAAAUGACGUCAUUCUUGCGCUUACCUUUAAGUCCCCAGCUCCUCUUAGUUAGCCCCCACUGCUUAUAUGGCCACCAUGUUCUUAUUUAGACCUGGUGGUAUGCAGUCAUUUUUCAAACGGGUCUCUUGUACAGUUUAGUUGAAAACUGUCGGACAGAUCAGCAGCGAGGCUUUGAAUUAGCCAGCAAGCAAGUCCACGGUCUGGCUUCUGAUCAGUGGCGGUGCCAAGGGGUGGUAUGGAGGGGUAAUUACCCCCCCACUCUUGUCGAAACAUAUUUCGUCUAAAAACGGAUUAAAAAGCACUAGGUAGGGGUAGAUCAUAUUUCCUAAGGAAAUUUUACCUGAUACAAAGCACUGAAACGAGGCAGAUAGGGCGUGGUCUCACGGGCAACACCCAUUACCCUCCCACUCUGCAGUAGCUGGCGCCGCCACUGCUUCUGAUCUAAGGUUGAAAAACCAUUUCGCAGCGCAAAUUAUUUGCACAACAUUUUGCAGCUCUUUGAGAAUAUCUUCUAUCUUAAGGGUCAGUGAGAGCACUAAGAAUGAAAUCCCCAUCAAGUGUUUAUUUAACAUCUGAACUCUUCAAGUGUGUUUUAGCUUAUAAAGGUGAAGUGGGAUCUGCCUUGAAAACUCCAUAUUCUACGCAUCUGUUUGUUUAUUAGCUUGUAACAUACUCUUCUUUAUGUCGACCAGUCUACGCUUAAAAUGUAUACUCAAUAAGAAGGAUCCCACCCUUUUUCCAACUUUUCACUGAUGGUAUUGCUUUGCUUAUGCUGUUACCUCUCCUAUUCUGUUAAACUUUUUGCUGUCUGUAAAGCUGUAUUUUACCUUUUACCUUCUAAAAACUUUUGAAGCUACCGAGUAAAUCUUUCUAAAUUUAUAAAUGCAAUGUUGCAGACAAAGAGACUGCAAUUUGUAACACGCUUUUUUUGCCUGAUGCUCCUCAGUAGUAUGAAACGCUUGACAAGUAAACAGAGGUGAACAGAAAUUUAUAUCCAGCUGCACGAGGCUGAGUAACAUGGCUCUUUAUUUCGACCAAUCGUCUGUCACUAAGCCCUCACAUGGCCGUAGAGUCAAGUGUAAAAACCAAUUCUUGUGUCUACUUGACAAAAGCAUCCAAUCAAAAGCUAUCAUUUCUCUGUGAAUCAAAAUGUUCAUCACUUUAUGUCUUGGCGCCCUAUAGAUUUUCGAGGAAGUUGCCUAUGGCUGUUUAAGUUUAUCUGGAUUUAAGAAAGGUCCUCUGAGGUAGUUGAAGCUUGAUUUACUAGAGUAUUUGCUAUCAAUUCUCUUUUACGGUUCCAACUAGAGAGAGUUUGUAAAGUUUGUCAAGUCUGAUGGUCGCGUCAUUUGGCACAGUUUUAUAUGCCUUUGCUGGGAUUGAAGUUUUCAUUUAUUACUAUUUUGCCUCUGUGUAGCAAAUCGCAUUUGUUGGUAUUUAUAUGUGUUGCUGGCUAUAGGCAGGAAAUGUUACUUUAGCGGUAUUUUUAUUUGUAAAGUUUUAUUUCUAAUUUAUAAAGUUUUAUUUCUAAGUUGAAAUCUUUUAUGUCAUUUUUAAUGGGAUGAAAAACCAGGCGAAUUGUAAAUUUCCACGCCAUUUUACACAGGUCAAUUAUUACCUCUCCCUGCUAGUUUCAUUUCGAAAGCGACUAACGUAAGACUUCGUUAUGGCUCAGUUUCGUGGCAUAUCGCAACAAAGGCAAGAAAAUUGUGGUUCCGUGACCGCGUAGAAGGCCAUUGGAAACCAUUAUAUGCAAGUCCCAACACUUGGACCGUGCCCUGUUUUUUUUUAUUUAGGGUUUGGCUCUUAGGCAAAAGAAGUGAUGGGAAAUUCCAUUGGAUCUGAAAUGCGAAGUCUUCGGUUGCGCUAUCAUUGCUUAAACCUUGCUGAAGCUGCAGAAUCAACCACUUUGAUUUUUUCGUCUUUUUGAUUUGCGACAAGCUUUGUUUUUCGCCCAGUUGCUUUGGUGUACUGCCUCACGUUACUUGCUUCACGUUGCAGCAAAACAGUUACCGUUGGCUCAAAAAAUCUUCAUUUCACAAGCCGGGUUCCUCUUUUUGCAGUAAGAGGGAUAUAGUUGAAGUCGCUAGGGUCAUCCGUCUGUGUUCUUAACGCUUCUUGUACGGAUAGAGUUCUUGAAAAAUGGCAAAGUGAUUUUCAGAAGUGCUCGAAGAGGAUAGGUCAAUUGCAUUUCGCAACCAGAUUGUCACUAACUGCCAGUAUAAAUCGCCGUCAAUUGGAGGCCUAACUAACUACAAAAUCAACACGAUGCCUUUGAAUUUUCUGGUAGGGUUUCUUAUUUGCGGAUUCCACUAGUGAAUAAGCCAUUUAGAUUUUUCCUUUAUUGUUUUUCGUAAUGGUUAGAAUAGAGCCCUGGCUGCGGGACUUGUUUGCCAUUUUUCAAAUCCGAGAGGACUUUAGCUUAAGCCACAGGCGCAAAUAACCGUCUUAUAUUAUACGAGUGAGAAACUCCGAGUAAGAAAAUCCGAGUGAGAAUCUCACUGUUCCCAAGUGCCAACUCGUUGUUUUUUAUAUCCAGAGGGAGCUUUAGGGGAGAGGGAGAGGGAGCUUCUCACCCCAUUUUCGGCAAGUGAUGGCCUAAAUGAAAGCGAUACCUUUUGGUCUUCAUUAUUUAAGAAUGGUUUACAAGGUGCUUCACGCAUCGAUGUAUGUUUCAGAAUUUCUCAAGCCUCUCGAAAUAUUGUGAGUUUGAAUGCAAGUGCAUGGAACCAGCUACCCAAUUCUCGAUUGUUUGCAGCGAUAAAAAUAUUCAUAAUUGGAAUUUGUCGUUAGUAGUACACAUCCCUUAACUGUUUCUGUCUUCUACAUGUAGGUUCCUUAUAAGGUCUUUCCUUAUAUAAGAAGCGUAUAAUCAAUUAAACACCUGCUGACUAAAGGUUCAAUGAUUUUCCGCACAGUAGACAAGCUUUCUAGCCUCCGGGCCAUCGACCUAUCCGGGCCAUAUACAAGUAUUCUAGACUCCGGGUCAUCGACCUAUCCGGGUCAUCGACCUAGCCGGGCCAUCGACCUAUCCGGGCCAUUGACCUAUCCGGGCCGUAUACAAGCUUUCUAGCCUUUAGAAUCCGGGCUUACUUUGAACCUUUCUUCCUUGGAGUUGUUAUUUUUAUAGAACAUUUGUGGAUUUUGGUAUGUGAUGAUUUGGGUAGAAGGUAACAAGGGAGCGUGCCCGUAUUUUUCGUGGUACAAUAUUUCCCCUUCAAAGUCCCAGCCUAUUUUAAAAGCCCCUCAAUAAGCGCCAAACGGGAAUUUCGGAACCUCGGUAUAAAUCCGAACUCUACUGAGCUCCGAGGCCUUUUUAAGAAUUAAACGACCUUUUUUCCGAAAUAGAAAAUACAGGGUCUUGACAGCCUUCACAGUGUUAAAGGGGUAUAAGGGUAAAAUCCCAGGCAGUCAUUCUCAGUUUUAAAGACAAAGCAUUGCAUUUGUUUGGUGAUAAGACUUAAGGUAGAUGAUUUGGACAAAUUGAAAAGUUUGAUGGGGAAUCUAUAAAUACGACCCUCUGCUUGGUUGCUUGAAACACUAUGUAUACUUUCGUAAAGCUUCCUUCAUCGAUGUCUUGCUAUGAAACUAGCAAUCUAAAAGCCUAAAGAGCGCGCCCUCUAAAAUGCGCCUUCUUGACGCCUUCUGUCCUGUUUCACCCUCUGUCCACUGUUCCUGUUUGUCGUAGUUUCGUUUAGGACAAAACAAGAGUGGUACCCUGACCUAACUUUGUCUUUUAAACCAUCAGAUCUUUAAAUCUAGCCCUGUCUUUUGCUGCCGCUGCACAGUAGCAUAGUUAUGACGAAAUCUAUCCUGCCCUUUCAGCUUGAGGAUUUUUAUUAACACCUUACAAAUGUCAAGUCAUUCUUCUCACUUGUGCAAAAAUCUAUCCUGUAUAGGGAUGCAAUGUUUGGGGAAGAGCAGCGGGCUAGAACCCCUUAGAAGCUCAAAUUGUUGGAAGGUUUCGGGAAUUUUGCAACUUUGUCAGAAGUUUUAGGAACUUCUACGGCGCCCCUGGUCCAACAGAAACCUUUUUCUAGGGAUGAUGAGAUUUUAAGUAGAUGAAGCUCAUAACUUUUUGGUUUUGUCCUUGCAAGGUCGAUUUGACAUUUUUUCCUGGAUACAAUUGUCUAUCAUUCGACGCGGAUAAUUCGAAGCGGAGAAACUUAUAAGUACUUCAGUCAAAGAGACACGACCCCCCGUCACAAUCACGCUCAUAAAAUAUUGAAAAACAAUUAUUUUGCGAAAGAGGCAGCUGCUAUGAUCGAUAACUCUGCUAUAAGCUGCUAAGGAUAGGAUACCUUCGAAGUUACUCGACUGCAGUUUAGGCCACCAUCAAAUCAGAUCAUCAGGAAAGAUGUCCUAGGCCAUUUCCCCUGCAAAUUGUCGUGUAGUGGGGGAAUGCGGCCGAAAACGUCAUUUUUGUCGUAUCUGUUGAAGGACCCUCGGUCAGAAUGAACUCGUCAGUGCAAGCAGAACGCGCUUGUCAAAUCCAAAUGAGAUCGAAGGGUUACGACAAAAGUUCAUGCUCUAACUUGCGGUCUUUGAGGCUUGAGACGCACAUGAAAAGUCGACUUACUGAUAAAACCACUCAGACCGAACGAAGCCGAAAACUCCGAUGGUCCGGUAGAAUUUUCAGGUCCUUCAAAAAGAGAAAAUCAAGUAUUGAGAGGGUGAGCCUUACAUCUGUUGACCUCACCACGCUUGGAGAAGCCCAUGGAAUGAUAGCCGACCUGUUGGCAGACUCUUCGCUGCCUCAAAGCGUCACUGGUGCGCUGCGAAUCAUCAGUGACAUGCUGUCGCCUUUACUGCAGCAGAGCUUCAACCGAAACUCGUUCUCGACAUCCUUAGUUACUGUAUUGGAAAAAACCCAAGUGCACGUGGAUGAGGCUAGUGUCAAAGAUCAGCCAGAUCUCAAGGACGACACGCCUUUGUCGCUGAAAAAUCGACUGACCAGGCAGCUAGGAGUUGGCGUUCGGCGCAUGUCAAGUAGUUAUACAACAACAACAUCAGCAACUGGCAUGCCAAGCCUCGAUAUCGAUUAUCGUCGGAAUACUCAGGUAAAUAACCAAGACGACCGUCGAAGUCGAACUCCCAGUCCGAAGGCAAAUCGCGCGAAAUCUUACGCUGGUAUAUAUAAUCGUCCGGAAAUUCGUCGUGAAUUCGUGAAAUCGCGGUCAUUUUGUCAGCCGUCGCCACCCGACGCGCGGAAGAAUUCGCUUUUAAAAGAACAAGAUGGUUCGAGUAGUAAAGACUCAAUAUUCAAAACAGAACUCUCAUGCUCAGAUUCAAAUUUUAUUGACGAUAAUAUUAACGAUAACAUAACAGACGAUGAAAUUUUCGAAACAUUGAAACCCGAAAUUUCCGGAGAUGAUAAACUGUCGGACACGGAAAAGCCCGUGGAAAGUACGGGCAGCGAAACAACUAAAGCGGAAAAAUAUUCAACGACGAGCGAAGCUACACCGGUUAAACUGACCGAUGAACCAUGCACGAAAACGAUAUUAAAACCUGAAUUUGCUUCACCAGCAGAUCCCAAGUAUUCGUCAAAUAGUAGCCGUAAAGUUGACAAUCUCAACGUUUUGCAAACUGUUCCGGUAAGAAAGAAUUCGCGCGACGAAUCUGCGCUACGCAUAUGUCCUAAUGAUGGUCAUCUUUCAAGACGGGGGUCAGGUGUACCCAUGGAAUGCUUUACUCAAAGCGACUUCGAGCAGGAGCUGACAGUAGCUGCGUCCCCGGAAAUUAAAGAAAGGAUGGACAAGUUGCUUAGCUGGGAGUUUCCAAUUUUCGAAUUGAGUGAGAGGUGUCAUAUUCUUACACAGACUGCUUAUAAAGUUUUUCAAAACCGUGGAUUCUUCCAGAAGUUCCAAAUUCCUGAAGAUGUGUUUUUCAGGUACUUUCGUCUGCUGGAAAGCGGUUACCAUGACAUUCCAUACCAUAACCAAAUUCACGCUGCAGAUGUAUUGCAAGGGACAUAUUACUUUACAAAUCACCGAAUAGCCGGCCUAACCGUGCCUAUCGAUGGAUCAUCUGGGCGGAGCAGUAUCGAGAAUGACAAGGUUGUGCGAAUACCUGAUCCUAACGAGCAAGAGGACGUCUAUGGCUGCCUGGCUGAUCUCAUACCAGACCUUGAGCUGAUGGCUCUUUACACGGCAUCGGCAAUGCAUGAUUUUGAUCACCCUGGCAGAACCAACGCCUUCUUAGUUGCUACGUUGAAUCCGAAGGCACUGCUUUACAACGACCGGUCUGUCCUUGAAAACCACCAUGCUGCGGCGGCCUGGGCACUACUGCUCUCAGAUCCAGCGAAUAAUUUUCUUUGUGGUUUGGAAUCUUUCGAUCUCAAGCGAUUCCGGUUCAUCGUUGUUGAACAAAUUCUGUCAACUGAUCUGAAGAAGCAUUUCGACUUCCUUACCGAGUGGAAUGCGAAGGUCUCCGAACAAGGUGGUGGCCUAAACUGGUCAAGUGAAGCAGACAGACUUCUUGUUGGCCAAAUGUGCAUCAAAUUAUCGGACAUUUCUGGACCAUCAAAGACAUGGGAUUUGCAUUAUAAGUGGACCCAAAGAAUUGUGGAGGAAUUCUAUCUUCAGGGCGAUGCAGAGGCCGCGCAGGGGAUGCCAAUUUCACCAUACAUGGACAGAACGCAGCCACGCCUGCCUCAGUUGCAAGAUUCCUUCAUCAAACACUUGGUAGGCCCUCUUUACAAUUCUUAUGGAAGAGCAGGACUUCUUCCUGGGGACUGGGUAGAGAAUGAAAUCGAUCCAGAUGACGAGAACGAUGACGAGGAGAAUUAUGAUGCCAGCAGUCAAAGUUUCACCAAUGAUUCUACGUCCGAUAGGUCAGAUGACGAGGCUGAGAUCCGGACAGUUUCGGAAAAAUUAGACAAGGCUAUAGAAAUGAAAAAGAGAAAGACCAUAUUUUGCGAAACAACCAAUAAUAUUAAUCGCAAUAUAGAGCGUUGGCAACAGGUCAUAAACGCUGAAACCAUUGUAAAGGAGUCAGAGAACAAAGUAGCAGAGGACGAAGAAGAUAAAAUGGCGAAAAGCGACAAUAACAGACAAGAGACCAUUGAGGAGGAGGAGGAAAAUGACAAUUCAGGUUCUAAUAGGGAAUGAUUGUUUAUUUAUUAAUGUAAAUGGAAUUCACAUUGUAGACAAUUCAAGAGUGCUUUUAUCAUGUUAAUAUUCUAGUACUUCAUGUAAUAAACUCACUAAUCUCAGAAAAUAAACUUACGAAAAAUGCCAAAGGUUGGGUAGUUUUAGAAGAUAGCGCGUGCAAAUUACCUCAAACUCUUUUCAGAAUACUUUCGGUCUUAUUUUCAAACCCAUUCUUAAUUCGAAAUAGGCCAUUUCUGGAAAGUUAUUUAUUCUGAAGAGCUUGCUGUGCACCAAAGAGUGUUUUUCCUUAAUAAAUCAGCUCCUCCACAUGUACAUUUUCUUUACAAUGCUUAGAAACAGAAAUAUAGAAGUGCAGAACUUGGACAGUAGUUAUCUUUGACAUAUUCCAAGCCACAACUUUUAAGUUACGAAUUUGAACUCCUUUGCUUUUAAAUAAAAUCAUUGUUUUAGUAGGAGAUAGAGGAAGCACAACCUCAGUUUCUGGAAAUCUGCCUCUCGAAACCUGGGACUAGUCAUUGCUUCUGUCGUAGCACAGGAGGCAGUGACUGGCAAAUAUUUUUAGGCAAUAACUGCUUGGAAAUGUAAGCUGCCAAGAACGGUUAAGUAUCUUGAUUGCUACAAAUUAAGUUUCAAUCACCUGGCAAACAUCUUUUCGCCUGUCUGAUGCCUUUUUAUCCCUCUCCUCUCACACAUUUCCUUGGGAUUAAUUGUAUAUAAUGUGCAAAGCAGUCUGAUAAAACAUAGCUUUAGAUUUCCGUUCCCAAAGGUUUAUUAUAAACGGGGCUUCAUUUGCACGGACACAAACCUAUGCAGGCAGAACGAAAAGUCAAAAUGACACAAGGAGGACAAAUCUGUUAGAACAGAACUGUUCUCUAAAAAACCCUAUUCUGGUGAACACUCACUUUGUUUUCCGCUUCCUGUUGAUAGGCAAACGAAAUUUUUGACUCUGCUGUAAAGAAAUUUGCAUCUCAAAGAUCUGUGAUUCAAACAGCAACAAUAUUUUCCUAUAAAUUCCCCCUCUAUAUUUUCCAUUGAAGGAUCAAGUUCAACUAAGCCCCUUGUUACGCUUUUUCCGUUGAUAUUCUUAUUAUUUAAACGGUAUAUCCCCUUUAUCUAAAACAUAUCAUUCAACCCCCCCCCCUCAUUAUUUCGAACUAGCAUUGAAGGAAUCUCCUAUUGUUAAGAUAAAACCUUUGCAGACACGGCCUUUAUUAUUUUCGUCAAAUUGACUGUAUUUUGUCGUUUUCCUUUAAAGUAUUUUAGCCAAUAAACCACUGGCAUAAAAUAAGUGUCUCCAGUUCGAAAUUUUCUCCUCGUUCUCCUCGUUUUUGAUAUUUUGUUUUCUUUUUAGCUCGUGUUGUGGUAAGCUGUUUACGUUUCAAAUGUUGAAAAAUUGAAGAUUCCUUCACCCCGUUGUAUGAAAAUUUGAAGAUUCUCGAUCAACUGCAGCAAUUAAUUCCUUUACUUGUAUUUCGUGGUAUUAUCCAGACCUCAUGUAGCAUUAUUUAUGUGACAAAGUUACGUAUUUAUAUUGUCGCUCACCAGUUUUGCCAGACAGCUGUUCUCUAAUUUCCCACGUGUUUUCUAAUAUUCGCGUUGUUGCUGUUGCUGCCUGUUGCCCGCAGUGCCUUAAGACAUAUGUCAGUAACCAAAAAGAAGUUAAUGAUGAUGUGUUAACUAUUACCCUGCAAAAUUAAUAUUUAUGCGAUAAGGUGUGUAUGAAUUUGUAAUAAAUUCACGUUGUAAUAUCUAGAGGUAUGUUAGUUGUAAAUAAAACUUAAACCUCAUGGUAAUGCUGUCAAUUUUUUUGAACAAAUCUAUGAACAGUUUGAGCAAACCUUUAUUAGCUGUAUCAAUUUUGCCUUGGAUCUUUGUGGCAGAAUAUAGGCGCUAAAUCUUGAUUGGU